AUGACGUCCACCACAGGGACCAGCUACAUCUUGAUUUCUAACCAGAAACGCAGACGCAGCAACCGUCUCUCCAGACAGUGCUGCGACACCUGUGACACGGAUUCUCAGUCUCUGUCAACACUCGGAUACUUUAAAACACUUCCACUGGAGAUCUUUCAGAUGGUAUUGAGUUAUCUUUCAGUGAAGGAUAUCAGCAUGCUGAGCAUGGUGUCGAAAACCAUCAGCAACCGCCUUAUUCAUUACAUCUCCACCCCGUCAGGAAACCGAAGGCUCUUACUGCAAGACUUUCAUAACCCUGAGCUACCUGGCCACAGAGAAGGAUCCUAUAUUUUAGAGCACUACAAAUCUCUAGGAUUGUUGCUGAAGAGGUGCACGCUGCUCCUGCCCACCAAGGAUCGGCUGAAGUACAUUCACAAGAUUCUGGCGGAAGUUUCCUGUUUUAAACUUAAUGGUUGCCCAAGCCCUUUGCAUUGUUUAGGAUUACAGUGCUACGGGAUACUUUUACAGAUCCUAACAGCAGGCUGGGAUGAACUAGAGUGUCACCGGGUAUUUAACUUCCUCUGCGAGCUGAGCAAUUUACCCCGCAAAGUACAGACCGUUGUCAGCAGCAAACCGGGAAGCGCCCGAAAGCUCGAGCUGCGGAUAAGGUUAUACUGUCGUAGCGUCUUGUUGAACCACUGGAUCCAUCGGAGUGAUUCCGCGUUCUGGUUGACUCGUAUUUUAAAGCCGUGGCCCAUGGUCAACCAAGCUCGCCUGCUGUAUAUCAUCUUUGGGCCAGUGUCCUCCCUUGACGGACAUGUGGUUUGGCAGAAAAUGAUAGAAGAACCAACAGAUGAGACCAGUCUGAAGGGUCUAGCAGAUGCAAUUAAGCUGCUGUAUGACACAGAAGCGAGAGAAUGGACAGCAGAUGAUGUCAUCAGUCUUGUGGAUGAGCUGUCAGUCAUUCCCCGGGAGUGGCUCAUGGAGAACAACGCUCGGCUUCUUAUUCUGAGCGGAAACAACGUUUGCUUCACGUUCAUGGCCAGUAAAGCUGUGAAUGGAAGAGCCGUCGAGUUAGCCAGACUCAUGGUCUUCCUGGCCUUGGUCUGUGAGAAGGACCUGUACUGCAUGGACUGGGCAGUAAAGAUGAUGCAGAAGGUCUGCAAAGUUUUCAGCACUCCAGGGGAGAGAAACAACUUCCUGCAGAGCGUGGAGAACAUCUUCGCACACGUGAUCAUGGAUAUGCUCCAGGCAGUGCUCUCCGGGGAACACGAUGAAGAGGACAGCGGCUUUUUGAAUUUGUUUCACCUUAUAAACGCACAAGCCAACUUCCAUAAGGAAAUCCUGUACCUGACCAUGAGGAGCAACAGCAACGCCGUUUGA
Messenger RNA from Eurypyga helias (sunbittern), 1362 nucleotides. It is a transcript of the gene FBXO47, whose product is annotated as F-box protein 47. Gene Ontology annotation, molecular function: protein binding. The transcript has 10 exons. The record is from RefSeq and is a predicted model, not a curated record. The coding region runs from base 1 to 1362 and encodes 453 amino acids. NCBI's taxonomy places the organism in Eukaryota, Metazoa, Chordata, Aves, Eurypygiformes, Eurypygidae.